This is a messenger RNA of Mesoplodon densirostris (Blainville's beaked whale), 1491 nucleotides long. RefSeq names its product family with sequence similarity 83 member E (gene SACK1E). The coding region runs from base 1 to 1491 and encodes 496 amino acids. Lineage: Eukaryota; Metazoa; Chordata; Mammalia; Artiodactyla; Ziphiidae. The record is from RefSeq and is a predicted model, not a curated record. The transcript has 5 exons.
AUGGCAGCCUCCCAGCUGGCGACACUGGAAGGAAUGGAGUCAGGGGCCGGGCAGCUGCCCCUGACCGAGGCCACUCCCAGCUUCCUGUAUUCCGAGGGCCAGAGGCUGGCGCUGGAGGCUCUGCUGAGCCAGGGCGCAGAGGCGUUUGAGGCCUGCGUGCAGCGCGAGGGGCUGCGGCCCUUCCUGAGUGGAGAUGAGCUCCGGGGCCUGGUGGCAGCGGCUGAGGACUGGACAGCAGCGAAGCAGGAGCCUAGCAGGGCAGCAGAGGGAGCUACCGCCACCGAUGGGGACUUGGGCAGCCUGACCUACUGGCCUGGACAGUCAGAGGAGCCAGUGCCCACGCUGCGGCUGGGCUGGCCGGAGGGCUCAGCCUGGAAGGGUAUCACCCGGGCACAGCUGUACACCCAGCCACCUGGCGAGGGCCAACCGUCCCUCAAGGAGCUGGUGCGCCAGGAAAUCCAGGCCGCCCACAAGCUGGUGGCCGUGGUCAUGGACAUCUUCACUGACCCAGACCUGCUUUUGGACCUGGUGGAUGCUGCCACACGCCGCUGGGUGCCCGUCUACCUGCUCCUGGACCAUCAGCAGCUGCCUGCCUUCCUGAUUCUGGCCGAGCAACUGGGGGUGAACCCCUGGGCCACUGAGAACCUGGACAUCCGAGUCGUGCGGGGCUGCAGUUUCCAGAGCCGUUGGCGUCGGCAGGUGAGCGGCAACGUGCGGGAAAAGUUUGUGCUGCUGGACGGCGAGAGGGUCAUCUCAGGAUCCUACAGCUUCACAUGGAGUGACUCACGCCUGCACCGUGGUCUGGUGACCCUGCUGACCGGUGAGAUCACCGAUGCCUUCAGCCGAGAGUUCCGGACACUCUAUGCGGCCUCCUGGCCGCUCCCACUCGCGCCCACCCCGGGUCCCUUUGUCAGAGCCCUGGGGGGGUUGCAGCUGGCCUACAGCCCGCAUCGCGUGGCCCACCGCUGCUCCAUGGCCCCCCUGUCGCCGCCACCACUGCCUGAUGGCUCGCUGGCCCAACGCCUGGCCGCCUGCCGAGUCUUCAAGAGGGACAGGCAGGAGACCCUGGCCAAGCCAGGGCCAGCUCUUAGCGACAUCCUGAGGAGUGUACAGCGUGCCCGGACCCCCAGUGGCCCCCUGGCCCAGCACAGCCGCUCCCUAUGGGACCUGAGCCGCCUGUCCCAGCUGUCAGGCUCUAGUGAUGGUGACAACGAGCUCAAGAAGUCCUGGGGCUCCAAGGACACCCCAGCCAAGGCCCUGAUGAGGCAGCGGGGUGCUGGAGGGGUCCCUGGUGGUGAGGCGGACUCCGGCCUGCUGGCCCGGUCCCAGCCCUGGGGCGGCCCCUUGCCCCUCAUCCCUGCCCGCCGCCUCCACUAUCCGUCCCCGACCCGAAGGCGGUUUGGUGAAGAUGCUGCCUCCAAACUCCCAGAACCCAGAGGCAUCCGGCCGCCAGACCAGGCCGCCCAGCCAGGACUCAGGGGGUGGCGCUGA